Messenger RNA from Gigantopelta aegis, 6595 nucleotides. RefSeq names its product ras-related protein Rab-4B. Lineage: Eukaryota; Metazoa; Mollusca; Gastropoda; Neomphalida; Peltospiridae. The transcript is spliced from 7 exons. The coding region runs from base 74 to 709 and encodes 211 amino acids. Gene Ontology annotation, biological process: regulation of endocytosis; Rab protein signal transduction. Gene Ontology annotation, molecular function: GTPase activity; GTP binding. The record is from RefSeq and is a predicted model, not a curated record. Gene Ontology annotation, cellular component: endosome.
AUCAAAUCAGCUGACGGCCAUCUUGGAGGAAGUGUUGAAAAGAAAGCAUUUACUCGGAAGUUAAAAAAUCAAAAUGUCAGAGUCUUAUGAUUUUCUCUUCAAGUUUCUAGUAAUUGGAAGUGCUGGCACAGGAAAAUCUUGCAUUCUGCACCAGUUCAUUGAAAACAAAUUUAAGCAUGAUUCUAACCACACAAUAGGGGUGGAGUUCGGUAGCAAGGUUGUGAAUGUUGCAGGCAAAGCAGUCAAACUACAGAUCUGGGACACUGCUGGCCAGGAACGAUUCAGAUCUGUGACGAGGAGUUACUACCGAGGGGCAGCUGGUGCCUUACUCGUGUAUGAUAUUACCAGCCGAGAAACGUAUAAUGCACUGACAAACUGGCUGACGGAUGCAAGGACGCUGGCAAGUCCUAAUAUCGUGAUCACACUCGUGGGCAACAAGAAGGACUUGGAAUCGGAAAGAGAAGUUACCUUCCUGGAAGCCAGCAGAUUUGCUCAAGAGAAUGAGUUGAUGUUUUUGGAGACGAGUGCUCUAACUGGGGAGAAUGUAGAAGAGACAUUCUUGAAGUGUGCCAGAACGAUAUUAACGAAGAUAGAAUCAGGCGAGCUGGACCCAGAGAGAAUGGGAUCAGGAAUUCAGUAUGGGGAUGCCUCGCUUCGAAGACUACACCGACAGCAGCAAACGACAAAGCGCUCCGACUGUGCCUGCUAGCAGACAGCCACCUCGCGGAUAAACAAGUGCUUUCAGAAGAUACCAUAACGCAGAGAUCUGACGAGGAUUUCAUCUUGAAUAAAACAUGUCUCAAGUUUUGACUCUUUCAAAGGUCUAUGUGCUGUAAUUUAUAUUCACAAACUGUUGAGAAGAAAUUAAUGCAAGUGUCACAUUUGACAAUAUGGCAUCCUUUUGCCAUCAGAAUUACUUCUGCAUUUCUUACUCUUAUUUGUUGUGCCAUAAGUGUGAUUAUUUUGUUAUUAUAAAUGAAGCCAUGUGGGAUGUUUAGUCUAGCAUGAUAUGAUCAUUCUCAAAAGACUGAUCUUGACGCAGAUUUGGUUGUAAGCCGUUCUACCUUUCACCAUGUAAAAUUUUUGUUCUUUCACUUUUCACAGCUUCCAUUUCCAUAGCAUUUACUAAUACAUAUCAAAAGUUGCGACAUAUUUGGCAUAUUUUGGCUGUGUAAUGUAUUUUAUCCUGCCAGGGAACAUUUCGUUCAGUGUCGUGUCGCGAUUUGCUACUCAAGUUUUAGGGAUCACUACACAAUUUUAAAACAUUAAACAGUAGUUGCUAAUCAGUUUUCAAUUGAUUAGAAAUAUCGCUAAUCAAGAUUUUGAAAACAAAAUGUUCCCUGCCUGCACUAUCUGGGUACAAACUGUACUGAUACAGCAACCGAUGAAAUCCUAAUUUGUGGUUUGUGGUCUCCAUUGGCUAUUCUUGUAUAGUACUAAGCACUCGUAUUGUGUGGUGUUGCCUGAAGUGUUUGCUGAUGGGAAUUUCUCAUAUUGAACAAAUUGAAGCCAAUAUCCUCGGUAAUUAACUAGUUAGUGUUUUUAAUCCAGCAAUGUACGAUAUUAUACUGUUAAAAACAAUUAUGCAGCUGAAAAUUUAAACCAGAGUCACGUGACAAGUGAUUUCCUGCUACUUGCAUUAUCAGCUUUUAUCUCAUCAGUACAAAGAGUGAUUAACCUUGAAUACCGUAUCUGAUUCAUAGCAAGUGUCAAAAGAUCGCAAUGAUUUUAUAAUUUAAAUGUGAAUUUUUAAAAUAUACACAUGACCCUUGAUAAAAUUAUCAUAACACUAUCACUGUUAUAGAUAUAUAUCCAGAGAUAUUCCGACUUGAGUGGUUCUAGGAACACCUAAUUUUCAUUCAUGCUUUUGUGUCUAAACUUAAGUUAUAAAUGAUUCUUUCAUUAAAGUUUCUUGUGCAGUAUUGUACUUGAAUCAUUGUUGAUGAGUUUAUAUUUUGAUAUCCCAGAAAUCUCAGCUAUGUUAUUUAACAUUAACAAACAUGAAGGGGACAUGUCACUUUCUUGAUUUAUGUAGUGCUCCAGUCACUUGUGUUUUGACAACUGCCUUUAAAUAAUAUUUGCAAGUGACAUUUUCUCUUGCAUUAUCUGUUAUAUAAUGAAUAAAUCAUAUAUAAUUAUCAGGGUAAAGAUAUUUGUAGAAUCUCAUUUUCUGCUGUUUUAUCAUAGACGUUGGUAUUGAAAAAAACAUAGUUGCAGACCCUAGUUUCAGCCCGUAAAAAUUAAAUCAAAGUUUGGUUAAUUUACAAACCUGUAACACAUUUGGAUAACAUUACAGCCGAGAAAAACAGGAGUAUGUGACGUUGAAAUGGGAAAUUACCCUUAAAAACAGACUAAAACUCUACUACAUAACCGUAAUUUCUCAGAUGCACAUGCCUUUUUAAAAAUAUUAAAAAUGCAUAUUGUGAUAUUAAAAACACCAGGAUGACCAGAAACACUUCGGUUGUACGAAAAUGGAUAAACUAAACUAUAAAAUAUAAGUAAUGCUUGAUUUCAAUGAUCAUAAAACGGCUCUAAUAGUGAUAAAUAUGCCUUAGUGUUUAAAAACUAGGGCUGUCCCUUUAAAACAAAAAGUUUUUUUCAAAUCCUGUAAAAGUGCACAAACCAAACCCCCUUAAAAUAUGUUGUCUAUCAGACAGAUAAAUGAUUAAUUCAGGAAAUCUACUGUUGUUUUAGUACUGUAUAAAAUACUGUUUUCCAUCUGACAUCUUUCUUACAAGUUUGUUUAAUUGCAUUUAACGUAUAAAUCAUUUAAUGGAUACCUUUCUAUUUGGGACACGUGUUCACGAAGUGGUAAUAUGUAUACACAACCCCCAGUCCCAUGAAUUAACUACAGAAAAAGGUCAAAAUUGUUUAUAACUUUGUUACGGUUUGUAUAUUAGAGUUGAAUGUUUUAAUGGAUGGCUUUAAUAUUUGGUAUGAAUGUUCACACCUAGUUCUAUGAGUAAAAUCUCAACAAACGCUAUUACACUUCAAAAUACAAAAUCUUUUUUUUUCAUCCGGCAAAAACUUAAUGCUUUACAGCAAGAUCCUUCUCAUGCUGUACAUGUAUCAUUGUUUGUUUUUGUUAAUCACUUGUCAUAGGUAAUGUGCUAGCUACUGUGUUUGCAAUUAGUGUUUCUGACUUUUGUUAUUUUAUGCAACGUAUAGUGCUCGAGUGGAAAUGGGGUAUUGUAACAAUGUCAGGACAAAUUCCUUCCAAACGCCCUGCCUCCUACAAAAUGGUCUAUAUUGUUUAUAACUGUUGAAUAAUGUACAUAUUUGAGACUGGCCUCAAUGGUAGAACUCGUGGUUAAAAUAUUAACUAAAGACCGGCAAAUACUGGGUUGGCCUGGUACUGCCUCCCACCCAGAGCGAGUUAACGAUUUAGAUAGCAUGCUUGAACCGUAAUUGGAUAUAAGCACAAAAUAAUUAUACAUUUUUUAUUGCAGUUGUCUUAACUUCAUGUUAUGAGUAUAAAUUUGAUGCCUGGCAUCCAAUGCAAGGGCCCAUUGGCAUAUUUCUCAUUCCAUCCAGUGCACCAUGACUGGUAUAUGAAAGGCUGUGGUAUGUGCUAUCCUGUCUGUAGGAUGGUGCAUAUAAAAGAUUCUUGCUGCUAAUCGAAAAAGAGUAGCCCAUGAAGUGGCGACAGCAGGUUUCCUUUCUCAAUAUCUUUGUGGUCCUUAACCAUAUGUCCGACGCCAUAUAACCAUAAAUAAAAUGUGUUGAGUGCAUUGUUAAAUAAAACAUUUCGUUCCUUCCAAUGCAAGGUAAAGUUUUGUAAACAAAUGGAAAGGUUGUUUUGUAAUUGCAUUAUGCUAGGGUGAGAUCUAGCUCAGUUGGUAGAACCCUCACCUGAGGUGCUUUGGUCAAAAUAUUUUACUGAUUUGGGUUUUCCUGCACACCAGUGCCCCACGACUAGUAUAUCAAAAGCUGUGGUACGUGUUGUCCUGUCUGUGGUAAAAGCACAUAUUUAAGGAUCCCUUGCUGCUAAUGGACAAUGUGGCAGGUUUCAUGGAAAUUAUGGAAUACAUAACAAAACAGGGGAAGUGCCAUUUUAGUUGACCUUCUCUGAAAACUUUCCAACACUUUUAUGGAUUGGUUUAUUUUUCAUUAUGCUAUACAUAACUUGGGCCCUGUUUUAUGAAGCAAUGUUAGUGCUAAGAUCAUCUUAAGUACAUUAGGUAGCUAUGCACUUAAAAUCGCUUUGUAAAAUGGGGCACAGAUGCCACAAUGGAUUUGCAUUCUAGUUGACACACCAGUAUUGGUGGAUUUCUGUAUAACGUUUUGGAUGGAAUUUGUCAGAUUUGAUGGUUUAAAUGGACCAAUUUGUUAUUGAUGUGGUAAAUCGUGAUAGAUUUGCAUGACUUAAUUUACAACUGAACAAGUUUCAUGGACCUGAAAUCAGUGAGUUUGUGUAACUGAAAUUUGUAAUGUAUUACAAAACAGUUUAAGUGGACCAAACUUUUAAUGUUGCUACAUCAUUUGCCUUUUAAUCCCCAGAAGUACUUACUGCAAUAGAAUUAUCUUUCCAGGCUUUUUAAAAAAAAACCUGUUGAAGUUCCAGAAGCUAGAUCUAAUAUAUAAUUUAUGAAAUUGUUUAUAAUUUAACCUCUGGCCUUAUUCGUAUAAAACAUUUUAAACUUUAAAAGUGUAGACAAAAGGAAUCAAUAACAUUUGAAAACUAUACGGUCAAAUGUCUUUACUAAAAUCUUGACUUUCAUCUUUAAAAUGUUUUAUAAUCUUGGGCUGAGGUCUAGGAUCACACUUCUAGGUUGUGUAUUUUAUUGUUAUUUUUUCUCCAAGUUAAGAAGGUGUGUUUAAUAACACUUCAUUGCUUAUAACACAUUUAGUGUUUAGAUGUUAUUGUUAAUUAAAUCAAAACCACUGCUUGCAUUUUGCAUGGCAUUGCCAUCAUGUUAGUCUUUGAACUAUAUGGAAACCAAAGGUCAGACUUUAUUAGCAAAGGUUUUGAAUGUUGUCACUUUUUAAUAUAUUGUAUUGUGACAUGUGGUCAACAAUAAGAUAAAUCUGUAGGCUACAACUCUAUAGGCAGUGAAAUUUGAAUACUUGAAAUAUGACGCUUAGUACUGUCUUUGUGUAUGUACAUGUAUUACCAAACAUAGAGGCUUGGUAAGAAUAGCGUCAAUUGUCGGUUUUGAUCAAACAAAUAAUCAAAAUAUGUUUAGUGAUUUUCAGAUUAUUAUUGCUAUGUACUCUAAUACAGUCAAAUGUGUUAAAGUGACCUCAUUUAAUAGCAGCCAUCUCUCACAACUGAUCUGAUAAAACAAUUACACUUGUUUGUACAUCACAGCUUUUUGGAAAUAUUCUUUUCAUAAUUGUAUCUAAUCAGAGUUGCCUCCCAUGACAUCUGUUGCAUAUUUGUAUAUUUGUGUUUACAGCUGACAGAUGCUUGAUUCAUUAUUCAUUAUCACAGAGUUCACCACUCAUUGGGGAAAUGCAAAGCCCCAAACAGCAAGAAAGCAUUAACCAGACAGCUAAAACAGUUCAUGUGUGUUCCCAGGACAGCAUGUUUGAACUGUAGUAGAAUGCAAGUACAUACACCAAAAAAGAGAAAGAUUAUGGGCCGAAUUUACAAAACCUAUUUUUGACUUACACAAGUUUACACACUUAUAGUUACAAUGCUAUAACACCCGUGUUUAACAAAAACAAGCUUCGUAUUUUCGACCCAAUUUCUUCUCAGUCUAUUUGCAAGGAUUUUUCUAUAAGCUUUAUAAUUAAAAUUAAACAUUUUUUUGUUUUCUUUUGCACAUGAGAGAAACUAUCCUACCUAUCAGUAAGGGAUAAAAGAAACUUGUAGUAUAUGAUCCUCUAUAUGCGUUUUUCUUUUUGUAUUAUUAUGAAAGAUAUUGUCACAUAAAUGUUUAAAAAUCAUAUGCUUGAUGUAAAUAGUUCUAAAAGUUUUGUGUAUAUGUGUAAAUACAUUGUUGUACAUAAUUAGUAAAUUGAAUAUUUUAUAUUAGGUACAAUAUUUAUGUAUAAUGUCUGGGUUUUUGGUCAGUGCUAUAGCAUGCAGUUUAAAAUUUUGAUUUGUUCAUAAAAAAACAUGAAUUUUAUGUACUUGUAUCCUUAAGUAAUUUGGCAUUAUUUCUAUUAAUCCCACCAUUCACACUACCGGGUAUGUCUCAGUACUUCUGAAGUUAGUUUUAAAAAGUUAAGAAUUACUCAGUUAUAACUUGGCAUACAUUUUUUCAAACACGAAUGGAAAAAAAAGAAAGAAAAAAAAAGAAAAAGAGUAGUAUGAAAAAAUAACUCCGUUUCCCAUUUUCCAGUAAUCACUUCUGUAAAUUUUCCUUUAAAUAUGCCUCAAAUAAGAACCCCACCCACAUCUACAAAACCCCCAACAUAAGAUAUUUUUUCUAAUAGUGCUAGUAUUGAUACAAACAGAAAAUAAGUGAAAAGGUUGUAUUUGCACUGACCAGCAAAACAGACAGUAAAAAAGAAAGAUAUUGGUAAUUAAUACUUGUGUGAUCCAUAUGUUAUAUGCACUGUGUGCUUUAGUAAGGCUGCUAACUCAUCCAUGUGUUGUAUGUAAAUAAGUACAUAAUUAUGUAUAUGAAUAAAUGUUUUACAGCUA